This is a messenger RNA of Nezara viridula (southern green stink bug), 279 nucleotides long. Lineage: Eukaryota; Metazoa; Arthropoda; Insecta; Hemiptera; Pentatomidae. The record is from the annotation of a GenBank genome assembly.
AUGAAGGAUUAUAGUGACUUAGCACAGGUAUUAGAUAACACUACGAAAUUCGCUAAGCGCAGGUACCGCGAACCUCGCCUCACUACAGGCGAUGACUUAGUACAUCAGGAGAAGAGGUAUCGGUCCAACCUGAAGAGAAAGCCAGUACAGCUAGCUAUCCUGAGAACAAUGGACUCGCUAAUGCUUCCCAUCCACGAAGAAGUGGAGGAAUGUGACGGUGGUCUUAUUGUGGCCUCGGUCAGAGGUAGCCCCAUUGAGGUAGGUGUCAACGAACGUUAA